GGAAUCUCCCAAAACGGUACGCGAUUGGAUCUGUUUUGGUGCAGGCGGCCUUCCCCUCUCAUUCCCAGUGUGCACGUUUUUCUCAGAGGCCCUUGAUCCAUUCUCGUUGCAGUGGUAGCAGGCUCUGACGCCCACCUGACGCCAGCGCACGCACGGCACCAUUCGGAUCGCCGUUGAGGCACGUGGAUCUGCGAGGUGCGGCGCGCGGCGGCCGCCAUGACGUACUUCCACUUCUUCAACUGCGCCGCGCUGUCCUUCGCGCCGCACGUCAUCUUCUACAAGGCCACCCCGCUGUCGGAGUACGGCACGUGGACGGCCAGCCUCAAGGCGGCGCUCGUCUUCUUCGCCGCCAUGCUGCUCAAGAUGAUCCUGUGGGCGUCGCUGCUGCCCGAGUCCGACCAUGACCCCGCGCUCGCCGCCUCCUCGCACCUAGACGCGCGCCAGGAGGCGCUGCGCGCGGUGAUAGGCGCGGGGGUGGACCUGGCGGGCAUGCGGUAUGCGCUGGUGCACGUGAGCCACCGCAACAUGGCGUUUGAACACAAGUUCCAGGCCGUGGGGCUCGGGUGGGCGCUGGCGGAGUCAGUGAGCAAGCGCCUGGUGCCGCUGUGGGUGGGGGCGGGCGGCAUGGAGUUCAAGUGGGACUUCAUCGUGGACGCACUCUCCUCCAACAUCGAGCUUGUGUCCACUGUGACGCUGGCGGCGCUUGCGUCUCUACUGUGGCUACGCCGCAGCAAGCCGCCUGCCCUGGUGCCGCUCAUCUACAUCACUGCUGCACUGCUGGCCGCGCUGCCCUUCUCCUCCAGCUUUCUUGAGCACGGCUUGGGGUGGCAGCAGUAUGAGGUGGCAGGUGCUCAGCUGGCAGCGUGCACUGUUGCUGCGAUCGUUACAUGGCGCCUCUUCUCUGCGUGCUCACGCCAGCCAUCCCCUGCUUGAGACCCUACCCUCCUCAUGUAGCGUUACUAGGGUGGAGCUGUGGCAUCCCAGCCACCGCACCUGUGACUGGCCUGUUGCCAUGAGACUGGUUGGGCCCUCUAUUGCUGUUGUGCUGCCAAUCUAAACAAAUUUAGUACUUAUCACAAACGCGCGGAUACGCGACCCUAGGGUGUAGAUUGUAGAAUAAAAGGAGGGAGGUGUUGGAAAUGAUAGAAGGACUUCGGCAAAUAAACUAAGUCCCGAGCUGGCGAGAAAACGAAACGUCACAGUGCCCUGUGUUAA
Molecule: messenger RNA, 1215 nt
Organism: Closterium sp. NIES-67
Lineage: Eukaryota; Viridiplantae; Streptophyta; Zygnematophyceae; Desmidiales; Closteriaceae
Source: the annotation of a GenBank genome assembly